Molecule: messenger RNA, 1533 nt
Organism: Aspergillus glaucus CBS 516.65
Lineage: Eukaryota; Fungi; Ascomycota; Eurotiomycetes; Eurotiales; Aspergillaceae
Product: sugar porter family MFS transporter
Exons: 2
Coding region: 1-1533 (510 amino acids)
Biological process (GO): carbohydrate transport; transmembrane transport
Cellular component (GO): membrane
Molecular function (GO): carbohydrate:proton symporter activity
Source: RefSeq, a predicted model, not a curated record
AUGCUCUCCUACGGUCCGGAGGGCGUCAAAGGACUCCUCAGUUCAGGCUUCGUCUUUGGUGCUGCCUUCCUUGCAUCUCUCGGUGGCUUCUCCUUUGGAUACGACCAGGGCGUGAUCUCUAUCAUCAACGUGAUGGACCAGUUCCAUGAAGCCAUUCCGGGGACUGAGUCAGCCUUUGGGAAAGGUUUCAUGACAGGCAUGUUGCUACUCGGUGCUUUCGUGGGCUGUCUUUACAUGCCUUACCUGGUCGACAAACUCUCCAGGAAAUGGGCUUUGACAUUGGUCGUGGUCAUAUUCGACAUCGGUGCUAUCAUCCAGACUAGUGCCCAGAACUACGGCAUGCUAGUCGCAGGAAGAGCCAUUGGCGGCAUGGGUGUUGGCACACUGGCCAUGGGCGCCCCGUUGUAUAUUUCCGAAAUCUCACCACCAAACCUGCGAGGAACGUUGUUGGUAUUGGAGUCCGUCUCGGUUGUUUCAGGCGUGGUUAUCGCUUAUUGGAUCACGUUCGGAACAAGAUUGAUCGAAAGCGAGGUCUCGUUUCGCCUUCCCUUCGGCCUUCAGAUGGUCAGCGCCACUUUCCUUGGAAUAUUCAUCCACUUCUUCCCCUAUUCGCCACGUUGGCUGGCUCUUGUGGACCGCCACGACGACUGCCUGAAGAGUCUCAGCAAGCUGCGUGGACUACCGCAGACAGACGAGAGAGUCCAAGCCGAGUUUAGAGACAUCGUCACCGAGGUUAAGUUUCAACAACUCAUUGAGGAGCGACAGCACACCGGAGCGUCGGGAGUCAAGCGAGAAGCACUUAUCUGGCUGAGCAUCUUCAAUCGGCGAACCUGGAAACGAACCAUCGUUGGCUGCGGUGUGGCAUUCUUCCAGCAAUUCCUCGGGAUAAAUGCGUUCAUUUAUUACGCUCCGACCCUAUUCGAAUCGAUCGGUCAAACCGGAGAUAUGUCUUUGAUCCUCUCAGGUGUUUUCAACUGUCUUCAGCUGGUCACUGUCAUCGUCUGUUUCUUUAUCAUCGACAAAGUUGGUCGUCGACCACUGGCCAUCUUCGGUGGUUUUGGCACUUGCGCGUGUUAUAUUGCCAUCGCCGCUUUAUCUGCAGUUUAUGGGCAGGAUUGGUCCGUCAAUACAGCGGCAGGCUGGGCAUGCGUUGCUAUGGCGUUCCUAUUCAUUCUCAUUUUCGGAGUCUCCUACUCGCCUCUCGGAUGGGCGCUUCCCUCGGAAGUCUUUCCCAACGCAAUUCGCUCAAAGGGUGUCGCCUUGUCUACUUGCGUCAACUGGCUAUCUAAUUUUGUCGUGGGUGUCAUCACGCCACCAAUGAUGAGUGACAUCGGCUACCGCACUUACAUCUUCUUUGCGGUUUGGUGUUUCCUUGCCGGAAUUUGGGCCUUCUUCCUGGUUCCCGAAACGAGUAAAAAGACACUGGAGCAGAUUGACGAGGUGUUUGGGGAUGCUAGUAGCCACGAAGAGAGGGAGAUCAUGAGGAUUGCGGCUUCUUCAGCAGAUAUCGGUCAAGAAAAGCCCGACGUAUAA